Messenger RNA from Dictyostelium purpureum, 3450 nucleotides. RefSeq lists its product as uncharacterized. Bases 1 to 3450 code for a protein of 1149 amino acids. The transcript has 3 exons. Gene Ontology annotation, cellular component: membrane. The record is from RefSeq and is a predicted model, not a curated record. NCBI's taxonomy places the organism in Eukaryota, Evosea, Eumycetozoa, Dictyosteliales, Dictyosteliaceae.
AUGAAUAACAAUAACAAUAAUAAUAAUAAUAAUAAUAAUAAUAAUAAUAAUAAUAAUAAUAAUAAUAAUAAUAAUAAUAGCUUUAAAAAUAAAAAUGGGAAGAAAUAUAAAGAAUUAUUGCCUGAUGAAGAGGGUUUAGAUGAUAGCAUUGCAAGUGAAAAUAGUAAUGUCGAAGAGGAUGGUGAGGAUUUCGUUGAAACCAUAAUUUAUAGCGAAGAACCAGUUGCAAUUGGUGAUAAUCCUAGUCCUAUAUUUAUUAAAAAAAUAAAAAAAUCUAAUUGGAACAACAGCGUACAUAUUUGGAGAUCUUUAAUUGGAUAUUCAAUAAAUAAUAUUAAAAAAAAUAAAUUAAAUUUUUCAAUUGGGUUUAUUUCAUGUUUUUUAGUGGUGUUUUUGGUUUCAACUGGUUUAUCAAUUCUAUCAAGUGUAUCGCUUAUUUAUCUUAGUCAAGCAGAUUAUCAGUCCGGUGGUGUUGAUGUUUUAAUGAAGCCUUUUGAACUCAGUAACCUACCUCCAUUAAAUAGCGAUGGUACACCAACCUACCAACCAACCUUAAAUUUCACAUUAAUCAAAGAACUUUUGGAUAAUAGUAACAAGGGUAUUGACUAUGAUAAAGAAUAUCAAGAUAAAAACAAUAAUUAUUUUAAUGAUGGGUAUAAUAAUUAUGACUUUACAAAUAUAACACCAAGGUCAAAUAAGUUUCCCUCUUUUGUGUAUCCAGUAUCAAAAUGUGACAUACCACUCGAUGACAUAGAGUAUCGUUAUUACCACAGUAAGAAAUACCCAGGUUGCGUGUAUUGUUUAGAAAGAACUUGUAAACAAAGAGAAACUUUAGUUUAUUAUGCAAUCGAUAUAGAAAAAGAAAAUGAAUUGGGUUUUGAAACUACAUAUGGCCAAAAAUCAUCGCUGCCACCUGGAUCCAUAAUGAUAUCAAAGGAUUCUGCAAGAUUACUAAAUGUUUCUGUUGGAGGUCAAGUUUUUAUUGAUGUUAAUCCAUAUCAAUUGUUCCCAAUGAUGUGGGAUAAUUCAAUGCCAGAUUAUACAAAGCGUUACAGACAUAUUUAUACCUUAUUUACAGUCCAUUCAAUUUAUGAUGAUAAUUCAGUACCAAUUACAUUAGAUUAUAAAUCACUAUUUCCAUAUAUAGCAACACAAAUUGACCCUAGAUUCAGUAAUUUUACAAAAGAUUAUUUAAAUAAAGCAAGUUUUUAUGAUUAUAGCAAUAGUAUUGUGAUGAAAUUUCCAUCACCAAGAUUAGAAAUGUAUAGGGGAACAGAUAUUGAAAAAACAUUGCAAAGGGUGUUAAGAUAUACUUCAAAAAUAUUAUAUAGAGUGGGUUUUAAUUUGGUUACAGUAAAGAUACCGGUUAUGGACGAAUUGUACAAGAGUAAAGAGCUUUCCUCAAAUUUAGGUCUAUUAUUAAAUAUAAUAGUAUUUGUUUUCUCAUUACUAUCAGUAUUACUUAUAUAUACAACACUGAUGGUUGAUGUGGAUUCAAUGACUUUCAACAAUGGUGUAUUUAGAAUGAUUGGCGCAAGUUUAACAUUUAUUGUAAGAUUAAUGGUAUCAAAGACUUUGAUAUUUGCUAUUCCAUCCAUUAUAACUGGUCUACUUUUCUCUCAGUUCUUUUUAAUGAUUGUCUCAAAGAAAUUAAAGGAAUAUUCUGGUGAAGAUAUUCAAAGUUCAUUGACAGUAAGUUCAAUAUUGUACUCUUUAUUAUUUGGUCUGUUGAUUCCAUCUAUAUCACUUAUUCUACCAGUACAUAAAGCAGUAAAAAAAUCUUUAAGCGAGUCAAUCGAUACAAGUAGAUCCAAAUCAAAGGGUGUCAAAAUUACCAUCACAAGGAAUGAUUCUUCAGAUUUUAGAUUCAAUAUCGCUGCGAUCGGUCUCUGUUUAAGUAUUAUUGGUUUCUGCACAUACUUUUUUUUACCAAGAGCUAUGUUGACAGGAAAUAUUCAAAUGGUAUUAAAUUUAAUAUUCAUAUUAAUUCUGGUUUCACUGGUAGGGGCACUGUUUCUAAUGAUAAAUUUCCACAUGCUACUUUCAAAGUUAAUCAUAUAUAUCAUAACAAUCUUUGACAGUGGUGCAACUAAAGCGGUGGUUUUUAAAAACAUCCUGGCACACAAACACAAGAAUAGAAAUACAGUUUUCAUGUUUGGUGUAUCAAUUGGCUUAAUCGUAAUGAUAAGUACACUCUACAGGAUUCAAACCGAUAUUGAAGCUUACAGUUAUCGUACGUAUGUUGGUUCAUACCUUAAAAUAGAAAAUGACUAUGGCGUAUUCAAACCAAAUACCGCAAAAGCUAUAUUUGACCGUUUGGAUGAAUUGUACCCAGAAGUUUUAGAGUACUCCUAUUCCUCUCGAGAUUUCAAAUACCUAUCAACACCAAAACAAUCACAGUAUAUAACAAAUUUAGGAAGAGUUUAUAGAUAUCAGGUAGAUUUAUCUGCAGUGUCACCAUCAUAUUACCAACAUACUUUUAGCGAUUUGCUUAAAGUUUCAUCGUUUGACAAGAGCGAUAAAGAUGUCAAAAUCGAAAAUAAACAGGGUUUAUCAUAUGCUCUCUAUAGCAAAGACUCUAUGGCUAAGGGUCUUAUUGGUUCAGCAUACAAAAGUUUGAUCGGGACAAACUUUAACUACCCCUUUUUAUUAGAAUCUUCUGUGGUACUUAAUGUUACAGGUUCUAGCAGAACAAUAGUUAAUGAAGAAGGUACAACCACAACUGUAGCUAUAACACCAUAUGGUGCAAGACACAUAUUAAAACCACUAGCAUUCUUAGAAUCUUCACCAAUGCAUUACUUUUCAAAAAACCCAAAUAAUGAUCACCAAGCAAUGUUGAUAUCACUUCCAAGCUAUCAAAGAUUUACCAAUGGUUAUUUUGAUUCAGUCAGAGAUAUUCCAAUUUCAAAUUUUAUAAUUAAACCACAAAAAACAGAUAAAGAGUUCAUUGAGAACUUACAAAAAAAGUUAAAUUUCUCACAGUAUAAUGAUGCGGUGUACUCUUUGAGUAUUUACAAAAACGACGCAAAAUAUGAAGAAAGUAAUAAAAUCAAUUCAAUGUUUUUCAAUUUUGCCACUGUCAUCUCAAUGUUAAUUUCAACUUUCAGUUUGGUUUCUUCAAUGUUUACAAAUAUCAGCGAACAAUCUAAAGAAAUUGGUAUUCUUAGGGCAAUGGGUUUAUCAAAAUUUUCAAUCAAUAGAAUUUACCUUUACGAAUCAUUUGCAUUAUCUUUUGGAUCUUGUAUAUUAGCAAUUUUAGUGGGUAUUUUCAUUUCAUGGACUAUAAUAUUGGAGCAAAUUGUUAUCACAGAAACCCCCUUAUCUUUUAGUUUCCCAUAUAGCAUAGCUUUAGUUGUAUUUAUCUCUUCAAUUAUUAUUUCAUUUAUAUCAGUUUUAUCUCCAAUUAAUAGUUUAUUAAAAAAACCAAUUAUAAAUAUUAUUAAAAAAUAA